CUGCUUCAGCUUAAAAUGGACUACCGAGGGCACUCCACUCCAGUUUUGCCCGCCUAUCCUUCCACUCAUAACAGAGGCAUAGCCAUAAAACAUAAUCCCAUAGAACCAAAGUGGUCUGUGAAGUGCAGUGACAAAAAAAUGGCUCUAAAUUCCGCUAUACUUAUCCGUAAAUUCCCUCACUUGUGCCGUUUUACGGGUUUUUCUUCCCAAAACACGUGCCUUCCUGCAGGUGCUACUAGGUUCCCCAUUAGAGAGUCCAAAGACGGUUCCUAUCCAUGUCUUUCGAGUUCGAACCAUCGAGCUGUUUUUAAGGACUGGGGUGCUCGCAAAACGGGAGCUGGGCAGUUGGGUUUGGAUUAUUCACGUGUGUCAGCAGUUUCGGACGGUGGGUCCGGUGGAAAUGGUGGGUUUGGAGGUUCCGGUGAUGGGAAUUCUGGUGGCAAAGGUGAUGGGACUGGUGACAAUGGAGGCGAAAGUGGUUGGUCCUUGCUUUCAUGGUAUUUGGCUCUUCUAGCAAAACAUCCCGUGUUGACAAAAGCAGUGACAUCUGCACUUUUGACUUGUGUUGGAGAUUUGAUUUGCCAACUUGCAAUUGAUCAUGUGCCAUCCCUAGACGUGAAGAGGACAUUUCUGUUUACACUAUUGGGUUUGGUGUUAGUUGGUCCUACAUUGCACUUCUGGUAUUUAUGUCUAAGUAACUUGGUAAAAUUGCCUGGAGCAUCAGGUGCUAUCUUGCGGCUUUUACUGGAUCAGUUUAUGUUUUCUCCUAUCUUUAUCGGAGUUUUCUUAUCCACGUUGGUGACACUAGAAGGAAAGCCGUCGCAAGUUAUACCCAAACUUCGACAGGAGUGGUUUUCUGCUGUUAUUGCAAAUUGGCAGCUAUGGAUACCUUUCCAAUUUCUCAACUUUCGGUUCGUCCCGCAACAGUUCCAGGUCCUUGCUGCAAAUUUUAUUGCUUUGGUUUGGAAUGUGAUUCUCUCAUUUAAAGCUCACAAAGAGAUAUUAACCAGGUAAACUAUUGCUUGAGUUACAAGUCAUAGCUUAUUGUGAUGAUAGCGUGCAUGCAUGAGUUUAGUUUUCAUUGUAGCCAUGUAAUACAGUACUGAUUUUCAGUUAUAUCAUCAAUUUUUUUGAGAUAAUAA
Messenger RNA from Gossypium arboreum, 1142 nucleotides. RefSeq lists its product as uncharacterized. The record is from RefSeq and is a predicted model, not a curated record. Gene Ontology annotation, cellular component: cytoplasm; membrane. The coding region runs from base 16 to 1014 and encodes 332 amino acids. NCBI's taxonomy places the organism in Eukaryota, Viridiplantae, Streptophyta, Magnoliopsida, Malvales, Malvaceae. The transcript is spliced from 7 exons.